ACUUCAGCUGCUGUCAGGAGUGGAGGCAGACGCAGAGCAGGACACAACAAUGCAGUGUCUGGACCUAAAGACCAGGUAGAGCUCAAGAGCAUCGUCUUGUGCCAACAAAGAAAACAUCUAGAGGAGUUCUGCAGGAUUCUCCUGGACCAUCUUCAUCCAACCCUUCAGUUGGUUUUUGAUUCUUCUGCGCUCCUGCUGCUAAGCGAACGCCAACAAAAUGAGUUUGUAGCUACAGCUGCCAGCAGAGUGGAGGAAAAGCACCAUCCAGGAUGGAGGACUGUAUUUCUAAAAAGACUCUGCUCGCUACACUGAUGUCCUCCACUUCCCCGACCCCCUUGUCUGAUAGCUACCUGGAUUUCUUCAGUGAGUACCUGGACAAAUCUGUCAUUUGGAAGCACUACAACUACACCGGCAAGCUGCAGAAUGACCGCUACUGUGACCAGCUGAAACCUCAGAGCAUUGUGUUUGUGGUCAUCUGUCUCCUUAUCGUCCUGGAGAACGCUGUGGUUCUCAUCGCCAUUUGGAGGAACAAGAAGUUCCACGUGCCCAUGUAUUACCUGCUGGGGAACUUGACUCUGUCAGACCUGCUGGCUGGGAUCACCUACAUGGCCAAUAUUCUCAUGUCAGGACACAACACUUUAAAACUGACACCGCUGCUGUGGUUCCUACGGGAGGGAGGGGUCUUCAUCACCCUUGCUGCCUCCAUCAUUAGUCUGCUGGCCAUUGCAAUCGAGCGCCACGUUACUAUGGUGACAAUGCGUCCAUAUCACGGGGCCAAGAAGGGGCGUAUGUUGGCGCUGAUUGGUGCAAGUUGGGCCCUGUCGGGGCUUUUGGGGGUCCUCCCAGUUCUGGGAUGGAACUGUAUACACAAACUGGGCCAGUGUUCAACAGUGCUCCCACUCUACACCAAAAGCUACAUUCUGUUCAGUGUUUCUGUGUUCUCCGUGGUGCUUUGGGCCAUCGUGGUCCUCUAUGCUCGAGUGUUCAGCAUCGUUCGCAGGAAUACGCAACGCCAGCGGGUGAGCUUUAAGAACAGCAUGAGGAAGAGCUCAUUGAGGAAGUCGCAGAAGUAUGUCGCUCUGCUCAAGACCGUGACCAUCGUACUCGGAGUCUUCAUCGCUUGUUGGCUGCCCCUCUUCAUCCUCCUUCUCAUGGACUUUUUCUGUCCAACGGGUCAGUGCCAGCUGCUUAAAAAGUCAGAGUAUUUCCUGGGGGUGGCCAUGUUCAACUCGCUCCUGAAUCCAAUCAUCUACACUCUGACCAGCAAGGACAUGAGGCGAGCCAUCCUCAGGCUGCUCUGUCGGCCAUGUCUGAUGACCAAAGAUGGACAGGUGAAGAACAUCGGGAUGCCGUUCCUGGAGUGUAGCUUCAGUAAGACGGAGGCUCCUUCUCAGAAGUUAGAACACGGGCUGGAGACAACCAUUUCCUCUGGGAAUGUCAUCGCCAGUCCAUCCACCCUUAAAGCUCUUUACCCAAAACUCUUCAAACCAUAAAAACUUUCAUUCUUGGAAGGAGAGGCCAAAAGACUGUGAAAGGGUCGCCCACAUUACAGAGGACGUGCAGCACGUCUUCUAACGACAGGAAGUAGUCCGGACCCUUUCAGAUCUGAAAGCCAGAAAGAGUUUGCCUGAAAUUCAGUGGAGGCACAAAGAAACAUGUUUUUUAGUAACGCCUCACGUUCGACAUGUGAAAAGUAGCAAAGGUAAAGUGAAACUUUACCGUGGCGCGAGAAAUUCAAGUGUGAGCGACACACACCUGCGUGCUCAUGGUGACAGUGAUGUCGCUCCGACUCAACGGACGUGUCCACAAACACGAGCGUGCAAAGAGAAAGUCCAGCGUUUUCUCACAGUUCAAGAUGAAAGUUGUAGACGGAUGAAA
Molecule: messenger RNA, 1878 nt
Organism: Nematolebias whitei (Rio pearlfish)
Lineage: Eukaryota; Metazoa; Chordata; Actinopteri; Cyprinodontiformes; Rivulidae
Gene: s1pr5b
Product: sphingosine-1-phosphate receptor 5b
Exons: 2
Coding region: 270-1493 (407 amino acids)
Biological process (GO): G protein-coupled receptor signaling pathway
Cellular component (GO): membrane
Molecular function (GO): sphingosine-1-phosphate receptor activity
Source: RefSeq, a predicted model, not a curated record